CUGCUACGUUCCACUGUCCUUUUAUCGAAGAUGGGGCAUCCGGCUGCGAUCACUUCCUGAGACAGAACAGGCGAGCAAAAUACAAACCUCUGUCACCUCGAUAGGUUGGAACAUCAACAACACUCUCGGCUUCACGGCGAAAUCGGAAGAGGUGACAAAGGCACUUUACCCUGUACGAACAGAGGAGGAAAGCAUCCAGUGCACAAUUGAAGAGCCAGUGCAGGCAGAAAAAACGGCAAGAGCGAACCCCCCUCAGGGAACGAAGGCCAUCUACACGGACGGCUCGAAAUUCAAGAGCGGCGCGUGCGGCUACUCGGCGGUAUGGGAAGGCCCCUCGGGAUGGAUGGGCGUCAAGAGGCACAUGGGAAAGGACCAGAAGGCGUAUGGUUGUGAAUGCGCGGCGAUCGCACGAGCCAUCACGGUGGCAGGCGCAUGGAGGCCACAGGUGGAAAGGAUUGUUGUCUACACAGACUCACAGGCGGCAGUGAAGAGAAUGUCUCACGACAACCCAGGGCCGGGCCAGAAGUGGGCGAGACAGGCGGUGGAGAGUAGGAGAAAGCUGGGGAGGGAAACUAUAGUCGAGGUCAGGUGGUGCCCGAGCCACAAAGGGAUUCCGGGCAAUGAGAAGGCGGACGAAUGGGCCAAGCACGCAACAGAAAGACCCGGAAGCAGAGACAUAGAAUGGCCCAGAAAGACUACCUACGGCGGAUCACGCAAAGGGCCGGAACCUCGAUCCCUCGCCAGCCUCAAAAUGGAAGCAACGGAAAAGAAGUGGGCAGACUCUCUCGAGUGGGCGAGGGGCAAAGUGAAGGGCAAGAAAUACAGUGUCCCAAAGACGCAGAGCUGGGACAUGACAGUUGCGGAUAGCGGAAAGAGAGUCGCCGCCCGAUACUAUCAGCUUAAAACUGGUCACGCCCUGACAGGCCAACACCUGGCAUGGACGAAAAACCGACCGACGGCAGAGUGCUGGUGGUGCGGGUACAAGACCCAGACCCGGGAACACCUGUUCAAGAACUGCACGCAGUGGAGGGAGCAACAGAAGAUCCUGUGGACAGAGGUGCGAAAGAAGAUUGGCCGAGGGAAGGAUAGGUUUAAGAUCAGGGACCUCUUUGCCAACCAAGAGUGCAGCAAGGCCGUCCUUUACUUCCUCACCACCACCACUGAUGUGGGCCGCCGGGUGCCCCCCUUGGGGAAGCGCAACAAGAAUUUCUGAGCCAGACUUCUGAUUUGGCAGCGGCAGCGGCAGAUCCCACCUACCCCAUAGCAGGAGAAGUGAGAGAAGGAGCGAGAGCGGCAACGACGGAAAGAGUAGUGGCAGCAGAAGAGAGGCGACAGGCUGGGGAAUUUCUCUUUCUCCCCCCCCCCCCCCAAC
Molecule: messenger RNA, 1372 nt
Organism: Tricharina praecox
Lineage: Eukaryota; Fungi; Ascomycota; Pezizomycetes; Pezizales; Pyronemataceae
Exons: 1
Coding region: 344-1213 (289 amino acids)
Molecular function (GO): nucleic acid binding; RNA-DNA hybrid ribonuclease activity
Source: RefSeq, a predicted model, not a curated record